Antechinus flavipes (yellow-footed antechinus) is the source of this 3283-nucleotide messenger RNA. It is a transcript of the gene CHN2, whose product is annotated as chimerin 2. The transcript has 14 exons. The record is from RefSeq and is a predicted model, not a curated record. Gene Ontology annotation, biological process: signal transduction; positive regulation of GTPase activity; regulation of small GTPase mediated signal transduction. Gene Ontology annotation, molecular function: GTPase activator activity. Bases 193 to 1653 code for a protein of 486 amino acids. NCBI's taxonomy places the organism in Eukaryota, Metazoa, Chordata, Mammalia, Dasyuromorphia, Dasyuridae.
CGCGGCGCUGGCGAGGGAGGCUGGGAGGAGGCGGCCGCUCUGCGCUCGGCGUCCCCGGGACUUUGCCAUGGGCUGGGGGCAGCAGCAGCAGCAGCAGCAGCGGCAGUGCCAGGACCGCGGCGGCAGCAGCAGCCACAGCCACAUCUGGACCCGAAUCUAAGGAGGGGCUUCGCUGGGGGAAUCGAGCGGGGGAUGAUGGCAGCGUCCAGCAACUCCAGUUUGUCAGGCUCCUCGGUCUCCUCGGAUGCUGAAGAAUACCAGCCUCCCAUAUGGAAAUCAUAUUUGUAUCAGUUACAGCAGGAAGCGCCGAGACCCAAGAGGAUCAUCUGUCCUCGGGAGGUGGAGAACAGACCAAAAUAUUAUGGAAGAGAGUUCCACGGGAUCAUCUCUCGCGAGCAAGCCGACGAGCUUCUCGGGGGCACAGAAGGAGCUUAUAUUCUCAGAGAAAGUCAGCGCCAGCCGGGCUGCUACACGCUGGCACUAAGGUUUGGAAACCAGACACUCAACUACCGGCUUUUCUAUGAUGGGAAACACUUUGUGGGAGAAAAGAGGUUUGAAUCCAUCCACGACUUGGUGACAGAUGGCUUGAUCACACUGUACAUAGAAACAAAAGCCUCUGAAUACAUUUCCAAAAUGACAACAAACCCCAUCUACGAACACAUCGGCUAUGCUACUUUGCUGAGAGAGAAGGUGUCCAGGAGACUGAGCAGGUCUAAAAACGAAUCGAGAAAAACGAGCGUAACCAGCGAAGAGCAUCCCGCCGUCGAAAAGAAGGAACACGGGCCGCGAAGACUUGCCUUGCCCAGGAUCCCACAGCUAAUUAUUUCCAGCCUGGUCCGGAGAGCCGCCUUAACGCAGAACGACAACCACUGCAACUACGAGAAGACGCACAACUUCAAGGUCCACACGUUCCGAGGGCCACACUGGUGUGAAUACUGCGCCAACUUCAUGUGGGGACUCAUCGCGCAGGGCGUCAGGUGCUCAGACUGCGGCCUGAAUGUCCACAAGCAGUGCUCCAAGCACGUUCCCAACGACUGCCAGCCGGACCUCAAGCGCAUCAAGAAAGUCUACUGCUGUGACCUCACCACCCUGGUGAAGGCCCACAACACCCAGAGGCCCAUGGUGGUGGACAUGUGCAUCCGGGAGAUCGAGGGCAGAGGCUUAAAGUCCGAAGGCCUUUACAGAGUGUCGGGGUUCACUGAACACAUCGAAGACGUCAAGAUGGCUUUCGACAGAGACGGUGAGAAGGCGGAUAUAUCUGCCCACAUAUAUCCCGACAUCAACAUCAUCACGGGGGCAUUGAAGCUGUACUUCCGAGACUUACCGAUUCCCGUCAUCACAUAUGAUACCUACGCCAAGUUUAUAGACGCAGCCAAAAUCUCCAAUCCAGAUGAGAGGUUAGAGGCCGUCCAUGAGGUCUUACUGCUGCUGCCCCCUGCGCAUUACGAGACGCUCAGAUACCUGAUGAUUCACCUCAAGAAAGUCACGCUGAACGAGAAGGAGAACUUCAUGAACGCCGAGAACCUGGGGAUCGUGUUCGGCCCCACCUUGAUGAGGCCCCCCGAGGAGAGCACCCUCGCCACCCUCAAUGACAUGCGGUACCAGAAGCUCAUCGUACAGAUUUUAAUCGAGAACGAAGACGUCCUGUUCUGAGCCGAGGGGGAAGCGGGCCCAUGGCCUCGGCCGGCCCAGCCCAUAAGGCCGCGGGAAUGAAAACACUUCUUGUUUUGCCCGGCUUUAUUUUUUAAACAAAGAAAAGGAGCUCCUGGCCCCCGGGGGGAUGCUCUCGUCUCAUGGACGCACCCCUCUCUGAGGAAGGUGAGGGGCAGGUGAGAAAACCCUCUGCCGCGGGCCUCCAGCCCGACCACUUGUGUGUGUGUGUUCUGAGGAAGAGCACUGGAUCCUGUUUAACUUAUGAAGAGAACGCAGACCUUUUCAGCAGCGGUGUCGUCGGGCACGCAAGUGGCCCCUCCCUCGGGGGCAGCUUCCUCAGACAUUUCCCACCUGCUAAAAAGACAAAUCUUUAAGUCAAAUGUUGGACAGAACCUAUAUUAUAAAAUUUAUUUUUUACGUUAAUGAACGGUAAGAAUGGUAUUUUAUUUUAGCAAAAGAGAACUUGAUGCAGUGCAUUUAUUAUCACCCCUCACUAGACCCCCUUCUCCCCCCGGGGCUCCGGGACCAUAGGGACCCCUCCCGCAGUAUUAUCUCGGCGUACCUCCAGUCUAACUUCCCAAGGCAAGGCCACACGUCGCCCCGGCUUUCUGGAGCUUCCCUGUCUCCUUGUAGAGCGCCAGCAUGGCGGCUUCACGCUCCCCGCUUCAAACCGCUUGAGUUUCCAAAGGCUCAGUUUGGAGAAUGGCCUCCCGUCCCCCGUUGGGUCUUCCAGUGCGGGUCGCUUGGAAGGAAAGGGGGUGGGGGUCAGAGGGAACCUUUGGCUGCUGCUUCUGGGGGGGCUUUGAAAAUUAACUUGUUCAAGGCAAAGGUAGCUCCUCGUCGUACUGGUGAAGGUUGAGCUGCGGGAGAAAAGUGGAGGUUCUGUCGGAAGUGGUUCCCAUUCCAACCCAACGACAUUUAUUUAUUGAUAAAGAGCCCAUGAUCCACGAGGCACCGGCUGAGCCUGGGGAGAGAUCAAACAAAAGCCUGGCCUUUAUUACGGAUUGUUCUUACUUGGGGGGAGUUUAGUUCUCCCGAGUCCGUUAUUCCUCCCAGAAGCCCCUCUCUAAUUGGUUAUUUAAGCCCCUCCUGGUUCUGUUUUCUUUGUUGUUCAUUUGUGUUUUUUUAAUAUGCUUCUUUGCACCUAAAUUCCCACCCAGACAAAAUCUUACAAAUAUACUCAAACCACUGCCAGAUCGUUACCGAUUUAAUUGUGAUUUUUUAAAAUCUUUCCUCUAAUUGUCUGAAUCGUGUGAUUUAGCCAUUCACUGUUCUCUGAGUGAUCUCAUAAAGUGAAAUUGAUUAUCGAUAUUUCAUUGUGUGCAAAGUGAAGCAGACAGAGGAGGAGGGAAAGGACGAAGAGUGCAUUCUGGGUCCUCCGAGAGAGGGAGGAGUCACAAGGGCUACGGGCCUCGGCAGCCCGAUUGCACAGUAUGUGUGUGGGGAGGAUCCUGGGGCCGCCCUUCCACUCCCGGGUCCCCCAGGGCCGUCCCGCUUCGUUGUAGCGUGUGUAAUUCUUGAUACUGUCAUAAAAAAUUAUCUGGAAAUGGUUUUAUUUUGUGAAGUGAACCUUCUUUGUAAUUUAUGAGAGUGUAAAUGGAAGAAAGAAACAUUAAAUGUAUGGAGAGCU